This is a messenger RNA of Sorghum bicolor (sorghum), 1112 nucleotides long. RefSeq names its product UPF0481 protein At3g47200. Bases 18 to 1112 code for a protein of 364 amino acids. The record is from RefSeq and is a predicted model, not a curated record. Lineage: Eukaryota; Viridiplantae; Streptophyta; Magnoliopsida; Poales; Poaceae. The transcript is spliced from 3 exons.
CCAGUUGGAUAAUCGAGAUGGAAGAGACACUCAACAACAGCCGCUGGUCGGUGGUUACGGGGCGUGGGAGGAAGAAGCAACCUUCCAUCUACUGUGUCCCGGAUCGGAUCAAGCGCGGCAACACCGAGGCAUAUCGGCCAAAGCUGGUGUCCAUGGGCCCACUGCACUACGGCGAGGCUGACCUGAUGCCCAUGGAGCAUCACAAGAAGGAGGCCGUCUUGCAGCGCAUCAAGCGCUUUGGGAAGCCUCUAGUGGAGUACGUAGCAUCUAUACAAGAGGUUGUUGAUGAGUUGCUUGGUGAGUACGACAACCUCGAUGAAAAAUGGCGCACUGAACGUAGAGAUGAGUUUGUCCAGAUGAUGGUGAUGGAUGGAUGUUUCUUACUGGAGUCGAUAGAGCGCUACUUCGAUUACCCACCAGGCAACCCCGUCUUCAGUUAUCACGGGUGCCUCACCCUGUACACAGCUAUCCAAUCAGACAUUGUCGUUAUGGAGAAUCAGCUCCCGCUGCUUGUUCUGUAUACACUCCUAGCCGUUGAGCUGGACACAGCCCCGAUGGUUGCAGAGGUCAACACAACAGUACUCAGUUUCUUGGGUUUCUCGUAUGGGGCCAAUUUGGACAGCUUGGGCCUCCACCCUUUGGACUUGUUACAUAAGGGUUUGUGUGGCCCAAAACUCAAUUAUGUUGGCUUACAAUGGGAUAACACCAUGCCUUCUGCCGCAGAGCUUUGUGAUGCUGGCGUUCGUUUCAAGUCGAGCAAAACUCAGUUCAUCAAUGACAUCAGCUUUAAAAAUGGCGUGCUUAGCCUGCCGGUGUUCAAGGCGCACGAUGACACAAACAAGCAUCUUGUGAAUCUGCUGGCCUUUGAGAAGUUAUAUCCAUGCACUGGCCAUGAGGUGCUGUCCUACAUGUGCUUCAUGGACAACCUAGUUAAUACAGGAAGAGAUGUUGAGUUGCUGAGAUCUAAAGGAGUAAUAAAAAACUUGCUUAGUAGUGACGAGGAAUUGGCGCAGCUGAUCACACUACUACAGAAUGAGGCACAGCUUGCUGACCGCCGAUCUGCUGAGCAAGAUUCAUUGGCUGGCCUGUCGGUGCCUGAUUCUAAAAAUUGA